Messenger RNA from Cetraspora pellucida, 498 nucleotides. Lineage: Eukaryota; Fungi; Glomeromycota; Glomeromycetes; Diversisporales; Gigasporaceae. The record is from the annotation of a GenBank genome assembly.
AUGCCACAUAAACUCAAAACCAUUAGUACUCUGAAUAGUUCCCAAAUCACUGUGAUUAUUGAGCCAAGUCCAAUUGUGCCUUAUUCGAGUCAAGAAUUAGUACAAGACAAUUACCAUAAUCACUUUCAUCAAGGAAUGGAACAAGUAAGCAGUCAAACCACUUUGGCUAAUAAUCUGAGUCAUAAUAUUGAUCAAUUUACAGAAAUCAAAAACCAGAAUAUCUCUAUGUCUCAAGACAUGUUGCCUCAUGUUGUUAAUAAUAUUCACGAUAUUAAACAUGCUAAUGUUAAUGAUACUCAUGGUAUUGGAUACAUUCAAUAUCAAACACAUCCACCUAUGCAGUUCACAACUCAACCUCAAGCUCAACCUCCUCCAUCUUCUGUGCAAGCUAAUAUCCAAAACAAUAAUAACCUUCAAAGACAGUUAUUAUUUACAUCUCAAGCUCCAAAUUUGACUGAUCAACAAGAAAUUGAAAAUUGUAUUUGUCAAGUUCUUUAA